AUGGCGCACUCUCCCAGCUCGCCCGGCGAGCCAGACCACCGCUUCACAAUCUCAGACUACAUCGACUAUGGCGACGGCACGACAUCGCCCAUCUCUCCUCAACGCGGUGGCGUCACAUCACCAAUGGCGCGCGUCGGACCAUCAGCAGCUGGGCCGAGCAGAGCACCGACACAGCCCAGCCGCGCGCCGUCAAACCAAGGCUACUCGGGGCACAUUCGCCCUCUCCCGCGCGUGCCGCCCCUCACGGCGCCGCAGCAGCUGCAGCACGACCCACCGCUCGCCGCUGGCCAAGCGCUCGGACCCGGCCCCGAACCCCUCCCAGUGCGUCCAGUGCAAACGGCGGCGGCCAGUGCCUCGCCAGACGAGCCGCACGCGGCCGGGCGCUCGGGCCCACCGUCUGAAGAAAACUAUGUCCCCCGCACCCAGCCGACGUACCCUCCGCGCAGUCAGCCCUCGUUCAGCGACUCGCGGCCCGGCGAGCUGAGGCUCAACAGACCCCCGCCGGAACGGGCCCCCAGCUCGGCGAGGCCACCAAAGAGCCACGCGUUCACGCCGCUCAGAGACGAGCCCGGUCCAUUACCGUCUGCUAGCUCGGCCGCGCCGCCCAGCUCGUUUGGCGGCGUAUCCCCCUCGGCGUCGAGCACGCACAUUGCCCGCUCGCCAUCAGGCAGCACGACAUUCACGCCGCUCGUGCACAAGGCCAAGCGCCAGCCGAGUGGGAGCCAAAACUUCCACCCGCUUGUCCAGCCCCAAUCGCCAAGCGCGACGUCUGUGCUCUCGCCUGGCCUGAGCCCGUUACCUCCCGGCGCUGGCUCGAUGGCAGGCUCGCCGUACCGCGAGAGCCCGUCGGUGCUCGCCGACGAUGACGACGAGAAGCCACACGAGAGCGAGAAAAAAGUGGAUUUCCCCCCAGCAGCAGGAGCCAACGCUCCUCCAAAGCGCAAGCGCUGGGCCAUCUCUGUUUGGCUCGACCGGAUCAUCCCCGACUCGACUCCUUGUCGCCUCCUCGUCCUCGUCGUCUUCCUCGAGGCCAUCAUCAACAUUGCGAUUCAGGCCAACAUCUUCUGGCGCUACAACCGUGAAAUGGACUGCAACUCUGGUGAUAAGCAGUGCGAGCGCCUGCCCGUUUACAUUACCGUCUUUGGUAUCGCCCACGUGGUCCAGGUCGGCCUGACCGUCUACGCCAUUCGCACCCGCAAUACCAUCCAGGUCAUCGCACUGGCCAUUUUCGGUGCCCUUCUGCUCAUCUACGCAGUGAUCGAGAUGGCCGAGGUCAGAAAGCUUCUCGGCGCGACCACCACGAGCACCGACUCGUCCGAGCACCGAGCCCUCCUCACGCUGCCACUCAACGCGCUCACAAGCGUCGUCAUUGCGCUCAUCGCCUUAGCCGAGUUCACCAUCAUCGUCCUCACAUACCUCAUCUGGCGCGAGUUUGGUUGGAGAAUCUACCGCUUCCUCGGCGCCGACCUCCGCAUUCGCCGCUACUACCGCGAGUACCAGAUCUUUGAGUGCCUCGUGUGCUUCUCCUUCUUCUUCUUUGCCGGCUUUGGUAUCCAGUUCAUUUUCCUUGUCCUCAACAAGACCGACCCAGAAUACAUCCUCACAUGGGUCAUGCUCCCGCUCUCGCUCGUGUGGCUCGUCAUGGGCGUCAUUGCGGCUCGAAUGGAGAUAUCGUGGCUCAUGGCAACCUUCGACGUCGGCCUCGUCGGCGGCCUCGCCUACUUCAUCUUCAAACUCGUGCGCGUCUUCACCGACAAGGCACAGGUUACCGACUCGGAAACAGGCAAACCAGUGUCCAAGUACUAUCGCCUCACGUGGAGUCUGUCCGUCUUCACGGCGUUAUCCAUCGUCAUGAUCAUCUUAUGCCUGGUGUUCGGCAUCAUCGUCUGGCGCAACUUUGGCAAGGGCCUCAAGCAGGCUGGUGAGUAG
Vanrija pseudolonga is the source of this 1929-nucleotide messenger RNA. Its product is annotated as UPF0658 Golgi apparatus membrane protein. Gene Ontology annotation, cellular component: Golgi apparatus. The transcript has 5 exons. Bases 1 to 1929 code for a protein of 642 amino acids. The record is from RefSeq and is a predicted model, not a curated record. NCBI's taxonomy places the organism in Eukaryota, Fungi, Basidiomycota, Tremellomycetes, Trichosporonales, Trichosporonaceae.